Dendrobium catenatum is the source of this 1946-nucleotide messenger RNA. RefSeq names its product beta-catenin-like protein 1. NCBI's taxonomy places the organism in Eukaryota, Viridiplantae, Streptophyta, Magnoliopsida, Asparagales, Orchidaceae. The transcript is spliced from 8 exons. The record is from RefSeq and is a predicted model, not a curated record. The coding region runs from base 96 to 1706 and encodes 536 amino acids. Gene Ontology annotation, cellular component: spliceosomal complex.
UUACUUGAAGCCUUUACCAUCGUCUCCUGCUUUCCGACGCCUGCCCGAAAGGGUUUUAGAUAGAGCUUUACAGGAUAAGGGUUUUGGUUCUCGCCAUGGAUCACCGCUCCAAGCGCAGGAGAGAAGAGGAAACGGGGGUCCUUCCUUUGGUUUCUGAAAAUGGCGGCUUCAAUGGAGAAAGCGGUUUUGGAGGAAUCGAUCUGUCCCUUCUUGAGGCUGUGGAGAGCUCCCACAACGGCGGCGUGGAGGUCCUUGACCUCAGAGCCAUGAAGAAGCUCGUGCUAUCCUUCGAACGCCGCCUCCGCGAUAACCUCGAGACCCGCAUGAAGUACCCCGAGCAACCGGAUAAAUUCGCCGACUCGGAAGUCGAGCUCCAUGAGGAGAUUGAACGGCUGAAGAUCCUCGCCGGCGGACCCGAGCUCUACCCUGAGCUCGUAGCCCUCAACACAGUUCCCUCAAUUGUCGAUCUGCUCGGCCAUGAUAACAUCGACAUCGCCAUCGAUGUGGUGGGCCUCCUCAUGGAUCUCACAGAUGAGGACGUUUUGGAGGACAAUGACGAGCCCGCUCGCAUCCUCGUUGACGCCCUGAUCGAAAACAACGCGCUCGAGCUUCUCGUCCAGAAUAUCAGCCGCCUUUCCGAGUCUGAUCCCGACGAGACUGCCGCCAUAUACAAUACACUGGCCACCGUCGAGAACAUGAUCGAGGUAAAACCUGCGGUAGCGGAGCUCGUCUGUGAGCGGACAAAGCUUCUGAGGUGGCUUCUAGGGAGGAUUAAGAUACGGGAGUUCGAUGGCAACAAGCAGUACGCUUCAGAGAUCUUGGCCAUUCUGCUGCAGAACAGCACUGCGAACCAGAAGAGGUUAGGUCAGAUGAACGGUGUGGAUGGGGUAUUGCAGGCUGUGGCGAUGUACAAGUCUAGGGAUCCGAAGAGCUCAGAUGAAGAAGAGAUGCUGGAGAAUUUAUUUGAUUGCUUGUGUUGCCUGUUGAUGCCGGUGGAAAACAAGGAGAGGUUCAUCAAAUCUGAAGGAGUGGAGCUAAUGAUCAUCAUCAUGAAGCAGAAGAAGUCUGCAUAUGGCUCUGCCAUUAGAGCCCUUGAUUUUGCAAUGACCAAAUAUCCUCCCGCUUGCGAGCGUUUUGUGGAUGUACUGGGACUGAAGACAGCAUUUGCCGCUUUCAUGGGUAAGAUUCCCCUUAGCAAGAAAAACAAGAGGGAGAGCUACCAAGAGGAGUUAGAGGAGCGUAUCAUUUCUCUAAUUGCAUCGUUAUUUGCUGGCAUUACAAGAGGCUCAAGAAGGGAAAGACUGUUGAGCAAAUUUGUUGAAAAUGAAUGUGAGAAAAUUGAUAGGCUUAUGGAAUUAUAUUCACGGUACUCUGAUAGAGUUAAGAAUGAGACAGAACGGCUGAACAAACUUGAACUAGAUGACCUGGAGAUGGAUGAAGAAGAACAGUAUAACCGUAAGCUAGAAGCUGGGCUAUACACUCUCCAAUUGAUUGCUGUUAUUCUAGGCCACCUUUGGUCCUCUGAGCAUCAGCAGAUGAGGGGAAGAAUAGAGCUACUACUUCGGCAGCAAAGAUUGACAAAGGAGGAUGUGAAGGAUGUACUUCUGGAGUAUCAUGACAACAUUGGAGAUGUGGACGGGCCAGAAGACAAGGAAAGAGCACAAACAAGAAUCCAAAAAUUCAUUGCAGCACUGUCAGACCUAUAAAAUCCAUAUAGAAUGCUAUUAUGGACUAUCAUAUCAUGCUUUUGAUCCCUAAUUUCUCAAAUUUGAAGAGUUCAGUUUGUAAGGUUCAGUCUUUGCCAGUGUGCUACUAGGGCUAAGUGCAUCAAAGCCUUCGGGCUUAUUUGAUUGUUUUAUAGAUAAGUUAAAGGGAAUGAUAGGUGCAGUUUUUUCGUUUGUUUUGUUUUUUAGAUAAUAAUUAUAAUUUUAUUUCGGUACUGUCUU